UUAAACGCAGUGAGUGUGGCAGUGGGCUCUGCCGUGAGUGUGAGCUCAUUGCUGGACAGGUUCAUGCUGACUGGGACAAACUGGACCGCGACCCCCACUCCUCCCCCUCAGGGCGUGGUGACGUGAACGCGCCUGACAGGAGGAGAAGAUGAAGCAGGACGCGCGCUCCCGCUCCGCAGACUCACAGCAGGAUCCAGCAGAGCUUCAGCGGACACACGCGGAGGAACCAUGAGGGAGAUCGUUCACAUCCAAGCGGGACAGUGCGGGAACCAGAUCGGGACCAAGGUAGGGACCGCGUCACGCGGCUCGGGUUCACAGCUUCCUGUCUGUCGGAGAUUUUCAACAACGCGAAAGUUCAUUUCAAACACCGAGAGUCCGCUUCACACCUGCGGGACGUCAUCAACGAACGUGAACACACCAAUCAGACACCGCGAGUGCUUCACGCACAUUAUCACUACCGUGGGGUUCGAGUUAGUGCGGGAACAGCAGAGGAGACUGAAUCAGACCCUCUCAGUUCUUCAUCAUAAAUAUAAAGUACAGACCUUUGGGACGCUGCCAGGUCCUCAGACUGUGCAGGAGUUCAGUGAGGCCCUGAUCUGCGAGGACGCCCCCCAGGACACCAUCCGUGUUCUCAUUACUCCGUCCUUGCACCGGUUUCUGUCUCCUCACCGUUUACUUCUCUUGCAGGGCUUCCAGCUGACUCACUCUCUGGGAGGGGGCACCGGCUCGGGGAUGGGCACCCUGCUGAUCAGCAAGAUCCGGGAGGAGUACCCCGACCGGAUCAUGAACACCUUCAGCGUCAUGCCCUCACCGAAGGUGUCGGACACAGUGGUGGAGCCUUACAACGCCACCCUGUCGGUCCACCAGCUGGUAGAAAACACCGAUGAGACCUACUGCAUCGACAACGAGGCCCUUUACGACAUCUGCUUCCGCACUCUUAAACUCACCACCCCCACCUACGGCGACCUCAACCACCUGGUGUCAGCCACCAUGAGCGGCGUGACGACCUCGCUCCGUUUCCCCGGGCAGCUCAACGCAGAUCUCCGCAAGCUGGCCGUGAACAUGGUUCCUUUCCCCAGGCUGCACUUCUUCAUGCCGGGGUUUGCUCCUCUGACAGCGCGGGGCAGCCAGCAGUAUCGCGCGCUCACUGUUCCCGAGCUCACCCAGCAGAUGUUUGACGCCAGGAACAUGAUGGCGGCUUGCGAUCCUCGCCACGGACGCUAUCUGACCGUGGCCACCGUCUUCCGGGGACCCAUGUCCAUGAAGGAGGUGGACGAGCAGAUGCUGAAUAUCCAGAACAAGAACAGCAGCUACUUCGUGGAGUGGAUCCCCAACAACGUGAAGGUGGCCGUCUGCGACAUCGCUCCCCGAGGGCUAAAGAUGGCCGCCACCUUCAUCGGCAACAGCACCGCCAUCCAGGAGCUGUUCAAGCGGAUC
Molecule: messenger RNA, 1437 nt
Organism: Neolamprologus brichardi
Lineage: Eukaryota; Metazoa; Chordata; Actinopteri; Cichliformes; Cichlidae
Source: RefSeq, a predicted model, not a curated record